Molecule: messenger RNA, 1905 nt
Organism: Malassezia vespertilionis
Lineage: Eukaryota; Fungi; Basidiomycota; Malasseziomycetes; Malasseziales; Malasseziaceae
Gene: HSS1
Product: Homospermidine synthase 1
Exons: 1
Coding region: 1-1905 (634 amino acids)
Biological process (GO): protein refolding; vesicle-mediated transport; cellular response to unfolded protein
Cellular component (GO): cytosol; cytoplasm; nucleus
Molecular function (GO): ATP hydrolysis activity; ATP binding; ATP-dependent protein folding chaperone
Source: RefSeq, a predicted model, not a curated record
AUGACCAAAGCUGUUGGUAUUGAUUUGGGUACUACCUACUCGUGUGUUGCCGUAUGGCAAAACGACCGUGUCGAGGUCAUUGCCAAUGACCAGGGCAACCGUACGACCCCCUCGUACGUCGCCUUUACAGACACGGAACGUCUUAUUGGUGACGCCGCCAAGAACCAGGUGGCCAUGAACCCUCACAACACGGUCUUUGACGCUAAGCGUCUUAUCGGCCGCAAGUUUAACGACGCUGAGGUCCAGUCCGACAUGAAGCACUGGCCUUUUACCGUCAUUAAUCGCGACGGCAAGCCUGUCAUGAAGGUCGAAUACAAGGGUGAGGAGAAGUUCUUCACCCCCGAGGAGAUUUCCUCCAUGGUCCUCCUUAAGAUGCGCGAGAUUGCCGAGGCGUACCUCGGUGGCGACGUCAAGGACGCUGUCGUCACCGUCCCUGCCUACUUCAACGACUCUCAGCGCCAAGCGACCAAGGACGCUGGUGUCAUUGCUGGUCUUAACGUGAUGCGCAUCAUUAACGAGCCCACUGCCGCCGCCAUUGCGUACGGUCUUGACAAGAAGGACGCUGGCGAGAAGAAUGUGCUUAUUUUCGAUUUGGGUGGUGGUACUUUUGAUGUGUCGCUCCUUACCAUUGAAGAGGGUAUCUUUGAAGUCAAGGCCACUGCCGGUGACACGCAUCUUGGUGGUGAGGACUUUGACAACCGCCUCGUGAACCACUUUGUUCAAGAGUUUAAGCGCAAAUACAAGAAGGACUUGACCACCAAUGCGCGUGCCCUUCGCCGUCUGCGCACCGCUGCUGAGCGUGCCAAGCGCACUCUCUCGUCUGCUGCGCAGACCACGAUCGAAAUUGAUUCGCUUUUUGAGGGUAUCGACUUUUACACCUCGAUCACCCGCGCCCGCUUUGAGGAGCUCUGUGGCGACCUUUUCGCGCACACGAUUGAGCCCGUUGAGAAGGUGCUCCGCGACUCGAAGAUUGACAAGGCAUCGGUGAAUGACAUUGUCCUUGUCGGUGGUUCGACGCGUAUCCCUCGUGUCCAGAAGCUUCUCCGCGACUUUUUCAACGGCAAGGAGCUCAACAAGUCGAUCAACCCCGAUGAGGCUGUUGCAUACGGUGCCGCUGUUCAGGCCGCCAUCCUCACUGGUGACACGUCUGAGAAGACGCAGGACUUGCUCUUGCUCGACGUUGCCCCGCUCUCUAUGGGUAUUGAGACUGCCGGUGGUGUCUUUACGCCGCUUAUCAAGCGUAACACGACUGUGCCGACCAAAAAGUCGGAGGUCUUUUCCACCUACGCCGACAACCAGCCUGGCGUGUUGAUCCAGGUGUUUGAGGGUGAGCGUGCCCGCACUAAGGACAACAACUUGCUCGGUAAGUUUGAGCUUUCUGGUAUUCCUCCUGCGCCCCGCGGCGUGCCCCAAAUUGAAGUCACCUUUGACGUGGAUGCCAAUGCGAUCUUGAACGUCUCUGCCGCCGACAAGACGACGGGUAAAUCGGAGAAGAUUACGAUUACCAACGACAAGGGUCGUCUUUCGAAGGAGGACAUUGAGCGCAUGGUUUCCGACGCUGAGAAGUACAAGGCGGAGGACGAGGCUGCUGCGGAGCGCAUCAAGUCGCGCAACAACCUCGAGUCUUACACGUACAACCUCCGCAACUCGCUUGGCGAGGAGGCUCUUGCGAGCAAACUCGAUGCCGGUGACAAGGAUAAGCUGAAGGCUGCUAUUGAUGAUGCGAUUCAGUUUAUCGACAACACCCAAGAGGGCUCUACGGAGGAGUAUGCCGAGAAGCAGAAGGAGCUUGAAGAGCUUGCGAACCCCAUUAUCCAGAAGGCCUAUGGCGGCGCAGCGCCACCGCCGCCUGGUGCUGAGGGUGCUGCCCCUGAGGAUGGCCCCCAGGUUGAGGAGAUUGACUAG